This is a messenger RNA of Parnassius mnemosyne (clouded apollo), 1044 nucleotides long. Lineage: Eukaryota; Metazoa; Arthropoda; Insecta; Lepidoptera; Papilionidae. The record is from the annotation of a GenBank genome assembly.
AUGAGUGGUAGUGAUGAGGAAUUUGAUAAUUACUUGGACGAACAAGUGAAUCGCCAAGAAAGCGUGACAAUAAGGCGUGUUAUCAGAGAUUUUCAGAACCCUUUCGAAUAUUAUAGUGAAGUGGAAUUUAAACAGCGAUAUAGAUUUCGCAAAGAAACAGUAUUAAACGUACUUAUGCCGCUAAUUUCUCACAAUCUCGAGAAACUUACAAAAAGAGGACUACCAAUUACCCCAGUGUACCAGUUGCUAAUUGCACUCAGAUUUUAUGCCUCAGCCAGUUUUCAAAUUAUCAGCGGUGACCUUAUUAGUGUUAGCCAACCAACCGUUUCAAGAAUCGUCAAAAGAGUGUCCUAUUUGAUUAGUUUGCAAAUAAAACGGUACAUAAAAUUCCCAGAAAACAGUGAAUAUACAAAACUAAAAUUUUACCAGAUUGCGCAGUUUCCUGGAGUAAGAGGAUGCAUAGAUUGCACACAUGUUGCUAUCCAAAACCCUGGAGGAAAUUUUGCUGAAGUUUUCCGUAACAGGAAAAAAUUUUUCUCCAUAAAUACACAACUUGUGUGUGGCCCUGAAUUAGAAAUAUAUGACAUUGUAGCUGACAGACCAGGUUCAGUUCAUGAUAAUCGUAUAUUUCAAGCAAGUACAUUAAAAGCAAAGCUGGAAGGAGGAGAAAUUGAUGGCUUGCUUUUAGGUGACAGUGGUUAUGGUUGCCAAACAUAUUUACUGACACCAGUUCUACGGCCAGAAUCAGAUGCUGAACAAAAUUAUAAUAAAGCUCACAUUAAGACCAGAAAUACUGUUGAGAGAACUAUAGGUGUUUGGAAAAGAAUUUUCCCAUGUUUGUCAAAAAAACUAGCGACAAAUCUGACAACAACAUGCCAUGUAGUAGUAGCCACAGCCAUUUUAUAUAAUAUUUGUCGUUUGCAUAAUGAAAUUGAGGAGAAUAUAGAACCACCGGUGAUAAGAAGAAUUGGCAGAAGGAAUGCCAAUCCAUCCAAUAGACAGGGAUUAGUUUUUAGGAGAAUAUUUAUUGAACGACAUUUUUGA